AUGUCCGCCCCUCCUCUACCCCUCGAUGGAAUCCGCGUCGUCGAGCUAGCUGGCCUGGCUCCUGGCCCGUUUGCCGGAUUGUUGCUGGCCGACUACGGCGCCUCCGUCGUCCGGAUCGACCGACCCAAGGCCGUCAGCGCGGACCAGCUAACCCGCAACAAGACGUCCGUCACCCUGGACCUUCGAGACAAGGCAUCACACCGCAUUCUCUUCGCCCUCCUCAAGAAAGCAGACGUGCUGAUCGACCCCUACCGGCCCGGAGUCCUCGAACGGCUGGGCCUGUCCCCAUCGGAGGUCCUCCUCAAACACAACCCGCGGCUGAUCGUAGCGCGCAUGACGGGAUUCCGCCGCGACGGGAAGUAUAAGGACAUGGCGGGCCACGACAUCAACUAUAUCGCGGUUUCCGGAGUGCUGUCCAUGCUAGGACGGGCGGGAGAGCGCCCCUACGCCCCGGGGAACAUCCUCGGAGACUUCGCGGGCGGCGGAGCCAUGUGCUUCCAAGGUAUCCUGCUCGCUCUACUAUCGCGGGCGCGUACAGGGCGGGGCCAGGUGGUAGAAGCCAACAUGGUGGACGGGUCGGCGUACCUGGCAGCGAUGCCGCGGCUCAACCUGCAGACGCCGUUCUGGGGGGAACCACGGGGCCAAAACAUGCUGGACGGGGGCAGUCCGUUCUACGAUACCUACGAGACCAAGGACGCGGGACAGUACUUUGCCAUCGGGGCGCUGGAGCCGCAGUUCUACGCGGCCCUGAUCAAGGGGCUAGGCUUCCAGGCUGCUGAGCUGCCGGCGCGCGAAGACCGGGACAACUGGCCGGCACUGCGGGCGGCGUUUGCGCGACGAUUCCGGGAGAAGACGCGGGCGGAGUGGGAGGCGAUCUUCGACGGGACGGACGCGUGCGCGACGCCCGUGUUGACGCAGGACGAGCUGGAACAGGGGGGGUACGAGCAGCGGGCGGCGGUGACCCUGGUGGACACCCCGGCGCGGCCGAUCCCCGCGGACGACGGCGGCUGGCGCGGGGGUGGCCUGAGCCCUGGAACUGGGGGGGCCGAGACGCUGCAGUCUUGGUUGGGGUGGGCACCGGGUCGCGAGUACGAGAUUGCAUUGGUUUAUAGGGCUGACCAGCCACUCUUCACUCCCGGCUGUAAGAUUCUGUAA
Messenger RNA from Aspergillus candidus, 1155 nucleotides. RefSeq names its product CaiB/BaiF CoA transferase family protein. Bases 1 to 1155 code for a protein of 384 amino acids. Gene Ontology annotation, molecular function: catalytic activity. NCBI's taxonomy places the organism in Eukaryota, Fungi, Ascomycota, Eurotiomycetes, Eurotiales, Aspergillaceae. The transcript has 3 exons. The record is from RefSeq and is a predicted model, not a curated record.